This is a messenger RNA of Closterium sp. Naga37s-1, 1539 nucleotides long. The record is from the annotation of a GenBank genome assembly. Lineage: Eukaryota; Viridiplantae; Streptophyta; Zygnematophyceae; Desmidiales; Closteriaceae.
AUGGGCAAGUCCAAGACGUCGGGCAAGGGGCGGCUCGACAAGUUCUACUACCUCGCCAAGGAGCAGGGCUACCGGUCGCGCGCGGCGUUCAAGCUCGUGCAGCUCAACCGCAAGUACCAGUUCCUCGAGAACUCGCGCUCGCUGCUCGACCUCUGCGCCGCGCCGGGCGGAUGGCUGCAGGUGGCGGCGAAGUACAUGCCGAUGGGCAGCGUGAUCGUGGGCGUGGACCUGGUGCCCAUCCGCGCCGUGCCGGGCUGCAUCACGCUCACGCACGACAUCACCACGCCCAAGUGCCGCGCCGACCUCAAAAAAGUCCUCAAGGGCGGGCUGCUGGACGUGGUGGUGCACGACGGGUCGCCCAACGUGGGAGGCGCGUGGCUCAGCGAGGCGCUGGGGCAGGCAGCGCUCUCUCUGCAGGCGCUGCGACUCGCCGUCGAGUUCCUCAAGCCGGGCGGCACCUUCAUCUCCAAGGUGUUCCGGUCGCAGGACUACAACGCGCUGCUCUUCGCCUUCAAGCAGCUGUUCGGGCGAGUGGAGGCGACAAAGCCGGUGGCGUCGAGAGCGACGUCGGCGGAGAUCUACGUGGUGUGCCACGCCUUCAAGGCGCCCGCGCGCAUCGACCCGCGCCUCCUCGACGCCAAGCACCUCUUUGAGACCGUGCCCGAGCCGCCCAAGGCGGUGGAUGUGCUGGCGGAGCCCAACAGCAAGCGAAGCAGAGAGGGGUACGAGGAGGGGCAGAGUGUGGUGCACAAGCGCGCGCCGCUGCCGGACUUCCUCACCACCGACAACGCCGUCGCCUUUCUGGGAACCUUCCACGAGAUCACGUUUGACUUGCCGUUCGCCCAGCCCGUCAUCGACCACCCGCUCACCACGCCCGAGAUCCACGAGCUGUGCAAGGACCUGCGCAUUCUGGGCAAGAGAGACUUCAAGCAGCUGCUCAAGUGGCGCCUCAAGAUUCGCAAGGACCUUCCAGAGCUGGUUCGGCAGGACAAGCGGGCGGAAGGGGAGGUGGAUGGCGCGGAGGAGGAAGGGGGGGAAGGGGAUGAGGGCGGGGCGGCAGAGGAGGGGGAGGAGGGGGAGGAGGCGCGGAGGGAGCGGGAGGAGGCGGGGGUGGAGGAGGAGUUGGCGGAGCUGAAGGACCUGCUGGGCGCCAGGCGCCGCCUCAAGCUCAAAGCCGACAAGCGCCGCCGCGAGAAGAGCAAGGUGCGCACGGCGACGGGCAUGAAGGUGGAUGCGCUGGGCGACACCGACAUCGCUGCUGACGACGAGCUCUUCGCCCUCACCGCCAUCAAGGUGCCUCUUCGCCCUCACUGCCAUCAAGGUGCCUCUUCGCCCUCACUGCCAUCAAGGUGCCUCUUCGCCCUCUCUGCCAUCAAGGUGCCUCGCAGCCCUCCUCUUCGCCCCCUUCACACGGCUCGCUGUCUUUCAUCACUCCUUCAUCUCUCUCAUUCACUUGUGCUCACAGAAUCUCCCCCUCAUUUUCUUGCCCCCCUCUCUCCCUACCGCCCCAUCCAUUGCUUCCAGUUUUCCUUUUCCUAA